AUGAUGUUCCCAAAGAGAUUCUCUACUCCUGUUUUGAAAGUAUACUGGCCAUUUUUCAUUAGUGGUGUUGGUAUCUAUGCUUUGUUUGGUAAGUUUGCUGACUUAUCAGCAAACUCCAAAGAAUUUAUUAAUGAUCCAAGAAACCCAAGAUUCGAAAAAGGUGGUAAAUACAUUGAACAAUGA
Vanderwaltozyma polyspora DSM 70294 is the source of this 183-nucleotide messenger RNA. RefSeq names its product F1F0 ATP synthase subunit i (gene ATP18). Gene Ontology annotation, biological process: proton motive force-driven ATP synthesis. Gene Ontology annotation, molecular function: proton transmembrane transporter activity. The coding region runs from base 1 to 183 and encodes 60 amino acids. The transcript has a single exon. The record is from RefSeq and is a predicted model, not a curated record. Lineage: Eukaryota; Fungi; Ascomycota; Saccharomycetes; Saccharomycetales; Saccharomycetaceae.